UCGUCUGCCUUCAGUCUGAGCGGGCAGGGCUCGGCUGAGGACAGGACCGGCCCGGCCCCAGCGGACCAGGGGAGGGGGACACCGUCACGACCCCAGGAGAGGGCAGGGGCCCGGGAGAAAGAAAAGGAGACUCAAAUAAGAAAAAGAGAAAAAAAUCAAAAAUUCCCAAGGAGGCGUCGCCUCUCCUCGCUGCCCCCCCCCGGCCACGCUGCCCCUCGCCCCCCGGCCUGAUGCCCGCCUAGCCAGCGGCCCGUCCGGGAGCUCGGGAAGAGAAGGAGAGGGCGCAGGGCACCGCGCAGGGCACCCCCGCAGUGUCGCCCGGACUCCGGGCCCCGGCCAUGGAGAUGCCCCCGAGGUGGAAGACGAAAAGGGGGUCCCGGGACUCCUAUCUCACCGCCCUCGUCGCUUUCAUCUGCAUCCUCCGAGUGGCGGAGGGCAACGCAGCUGGACCAGUCGACGUGCUCAAAGCAUUAGACUUUAACAAAUCACCAGAAGGAAUAUCAAAAACAGCAGGAUUUUGCACAAAUAGGAGGAAUUCGAAAGGAUCAGAUACUGCUUAUAGAGUUUCAAAACUUGCACAACUCAGUGCCCCAACAAAACAGUUAUAUCCAGAUGGUGCUUUCCCUGAAGAUUUUUCAAUAUUAUUUACAGUAAAACCUAAAAAGGGGAUCCAGUCUUUCCUUUUAUCUAUCUACAAUGAGCAGGGAAUUCAGCAAAUAGGUGUAGAGGUUGGAAGAUCCCCUGUUUUCUUGUUUGAAGAUCAGCAUGGGAAACCUGCCCCAGAAGAUUAUCCUCUUUUUAGAACUGUCAACAUUGCUGAUGGAAAGUGGCAUCGUGUAGCUAUCAGUGUGGAGAAGAAAACCGUGACCAUGAUUGUCGACUGUAAGAAGAAGACCACAAAACCACUGGACAGAAGUCAAAGAGCAAUCGUGGAUACUAAUGGCAUCACGGUGUUUGGAACAAGAAUUCUGGAUGAGGAAGUUUUUGAGGGUGAUAUCCAGCAACUGCUAAUUACAGCUGACCCCAAAGCAGCUUAUGACUAUUGUGAGCAUUACAGUCCUGAUUGUGAUUCCCCAGUCCCCAAUGCUGCUCAGGCUCAAGAACCUCAAAUUGAUGAGUAUGCACCUGAAGAUAUAAUCGAAUAUGAAUAUGAGUAUGGGGAAGCAGAUUAUAAAGAGGCUGAAUCUGUAACUGAGGGACCCACCCUAAUUGAGGAAACAGUAGCACAAACUGAGGCCAAUGUUGUUGAUGACUUCCAGGAGUACAACUAUGGGACUGCAGAGAGUUACCAAACCGAAACUCCCCGUCGUGUAUCGGGACCCAAUGAGCCAAAUCCGGUUGAAGAAGUAUUUACAGAAGAAUACGUAACUGGAGAGGAUUAUAAUUCCCAGAAAAAAAAUCCUGAGGAAUCCCAAUAUGGAAACAAAGGAGUAGACGGCAGGGACUCUGAUCUCCCAAUAGAUGGAGAUUUGGGAGAAUAUGAUUUUUAUGAAUAUAAAGAAUAUGAAGAAAAACCAACAAAUCCCACUAUGGAAGAGUUUGGUCCUGGUGUCCCAGCUGAGACUGAUAUCACAGAGACAAGUGUGCAUGGACAUGGCGCAUAUGGAGAAAAAGGACAAAAAGGAGAAGCAGCUGUAGUUGAACCUGGAAUGCUUAUUGAAGGACCACCAGGACCACAAGGACCCUCUGGUCUCACAGGCCCACCUGGACUACAAGGUCCAACAGGCCCUCCUGGUGACCCUGGUGAGCGGGGCCCAGCAGGGCGUCCUGGUCUACCAGGGGCUGAUGGUUUAGCUGGUCCUCCUGGAACAAUGUUGAUGUUACCAUUUCGCUACGGCGGCGAUGGUUCUAAAGGACCAACUAUAUCAGCUCAGGAAGCUCAAGCACAGGCUAUUCUUCAGCAAGCCCGGAUUGCUAUGAGAGGUCCACCUGGCCCAAUGGGUCUAACCGGAAGACCGGGUCCUGUGGGUGGACCUGGUUCUUCAGGAGCCAAAGGAGAAGGAGGUGAUCCAGGCCCUCAGGGUCCUCGUGGAAUUCAAGGUCCCCCUGGUCCAACUGGAAAAGCAGGAAAGCGGGGUCGUCCUGGUGCUGAUGGAGGUCGAGGGAUGCCCGGAGAACCCGGAUCAAAGGGUGACAGAGGCUUUGAUGGACUCCCUGGUCUACCUGGAGACAAGGGCCACCGAGGAGAACGUGGUCCCCAAGGCCCUCCUGGCUCUCCUGGUGAAGAUGGAAUGAGGGGAGAAGAUGGAGAAAUUGGACCAAGAGGUCUUCCUGGUGAAGCUGGUCCUCGUGGACUACUGGGACCAAGAGGAACCCCUGGCCCUACAGGCCAACCCGGUAUCGCGGGUAUAGAUGGCCCACAAGGUCCUAAAGGAAACAUGGGUCCUCAAGGGGAACCUGGACCGCCUGGUCAACAAGGAAAUCCGGGCCCUCAAGGUCUUCCUGGGCCCCAAGGAUCUAUUGGACCCCCUGGUGAAAAAGGACCACAAGGAAAGCCUGGUCUUGCAGGACUCGCUGGUGCUGAUGGACCGCCUGGUCAUCCUGGUAAAGAAGGCCAAUCUGGAGAGAAAGGAGCUCUGGGUCCGCCUGGUCCACAGGGACCCAUUGGCUACCCUGGCCCUCGGGGGGUGAAGGGAGCAGAUGGUGUCAGAGGUCUGAAGGGCUCCAAAGGUGAAAAGGGAGAAGAUGGUUUCCCAGGAUUUAAAGGAGACAUGGGUCUUAAGGGAGAUCGGGGAGAAGUAGGCCAGAUCGGGCCAAGAGGAGAAGAUGGCCCUGAAGGUCCCAAAGGUCGAGCAGGUCCAAAUGGAGACCCUGGUGGUGCUGGUCAGGCAGGAGAGAAGGGAAAACUUGGUGUUCCAGGGUUACCCGGAUAUCCAGGAAGACAAGGUCCAAAGGGUUCCACUGGCUUCCCAGGAUUCCCUGGUGCCAACGGAGAGAAAGGAGCAAGGGGUGUAGCUGGCAAACCGGGCCCCAGAGGACAACGUGGUCCUACGGGCCCUCGAGGUUCUAGAGGUGCAAGAGGCCCGACAGGGAAACCAGGUCCAAAGGGUACUUCAGGCAGUGAUGGUCCCCCUGGCCCACCUGGUGAAAGAGGACCCCAAGGACCUCAGGGUCCUGUUGGAUUUCCUGGACCAAAAGGCCCACCUGGACCACCUGGAAAAGAUGGACUGCCUGGACACCCAGGGCAGCGGGGAGAGACUGGUUUCCAAGGCAAGACAGGCCCUCCAGGACCAGGAGGAGUUGUCGGACCACAGGGCCCAACUGGUGAGACUGGGCCAAUUGGUGAACGGGGACAUCCUGGCCCUCCCGGCCCUCCUGGGGAACAAGGUCUCCCUGGAUCAGCUGGCAAAGAAGGUGCCAAGGGUGACCCAGGCCCUCAGGGCAUUUCUGGAAAAGAUGGACCAGCAGGACUUCGUGGCUUCCCUGGAGAGAGGGGUCUUCCUGGAGCCCAGGGGGCAGCUGGUCUGAAAGGAGGGGAGGGUCCCCAGGGACCACCUGGUCCACUUGGUUCACCAGGGGAACGGGGAUCAGCAGGAACAGCUGGUCCAAUUGGUUUACCUGGUCGCCCUGGGCCCCAAGGCCCUCCAGGGCCAGCUGGAGAGAAAGGUGCUCCUGGAGAAAAAGGACCCCAAGGUCCAGCUGGACGGGAUGGAGUCCAGGGUCCAGUGGGGCUGCCUGGUCCUGCUGGCCCAGGGGGCUCCCCAGGAGAAGAUGGGGAUAAGGGUGAAAUUGGUGAACCAGGACAGAAAGGCAGUAAAGGUGACAAAGGAGAAAAUGGACCCCCUGGACCUCCAGGUCUUCAAGGGCCUGUUGGUGCCCCAGGGAUAGCUGGAGGUGAUGGCGAACCUGGUCCAAGAGGUCAGCAGGGCAUGUUUGGCCAGAAGGGUGAUGAAGGCGCAAGAGGAUUUCCUGGCCCCCCAGGCCCCAUUGGCCUCCAGGGUCUGCCUGGGCCUCCUGGUGAAAAAGGUGAAAACGGUGAUGUUGGCCCAAUGGGUCCCCCAGGACCUCCCGGUCCACGAGGCCCUCAAGGUCCAAAUGGAGCUGAUGGUCCACAAGGCCCCCCAGGAUCAGUUGGUUCAGUUGGUGGUGUCGGUGAAAAGGGUGAACCUGGGGAAGCUGGUAAUCCAGGGCCUCCCGGAGAGUCUGGCACAGGUGGCCCAAAGGGUGAGAGGGGAGAAAAAGGUGAGGCUGGUCCUCCUGGAGCUGCUGGGCCUCCUGGUGCUAAGGGUCCCCCAGGUGAUGAUGGACCCAAGGGUAAUCCAGGUCCUGUUGGCUUCCCUGGAGACCCUGGUCCCCCUGGUGAACCUGGCCCUGGGGGUCAAGAUGGUGUCGGUGGUGAGAAGGGUGAAGAUGGAGAUACUGGUCAACCUGGGCCUCCUGGUCCUUCGGGUGAAGCCGGUCCACCUGGUCCCCCUGGAAAACGAGGCCCUCCUGGAGCUGCUGGUCCAGAGGGGAGGCAGGGUGAAAAAGGUGCUAAGGGUGAAGCAGGCUCAGAAGGAGCUCCUGGGAAAACUGGCCCGGUUGGUCCUCAGGGACCUGCAGGAAAGCCAGGUCCAGAAGGCUUGCGUGGUAUCCCUGGCCCUGUGGGCGAACAAGGCUUACCGGGAGCUGCAGGCCAAGAUGGGCCCCCAGGUCCCUUGGGGCCUCCUGGAUUACCUGGCCUAAAGGGUGAUUCUGGCUUCAAGGGUGAAAAGGGACAUCCUGGUUUGAUUGGCCUCAUUGGCCCUCCUGGAGAACAAGGUGAAAAAGGUGAUCGCGGUCUUCCAGGGACACAAGGAACUCCUGGAGCCAAGGGUGAUGGUGGAAUUACUGGCCCUGCUGGUCCCAUUGGCCCCCCGGGUCCACCAGGCCUACCGGGUCCUCAAGGUCCAAAGGGUUCCAAAGGUUCUUCUGGACCUGGUGGUCAGAAGGGAGACAGUGGACUUCCUGGACCCCCAGGCCCUCCUGGGCCUCCUGGUGAAGUUAUCCAGCCUUUGCCGAUCCUAUCGCCUAAAAAAACGAGACGGCACACCGAAGGCAUGAUGGCUGAUGCAGGAGAUAACAUUCUUGACUACUCUGACGGAAUGGAGGAAAUUUUUGGUUCCCUGAACUCCUUGAAACAAGAUAUUGAUCGUAUGAAGUUCCCGAUGGGCACUCAGACCAAUCCAGCUCGAACCUGCAAAGAUCUCCAGCUCUGCCACCCAGACUUCCCAGAUGGUGAGUACUGGAUUGACCCUAACCAAGGCUGUCCUGGAGAUUCCUUCAAAGUUUACUGCAACUUCACAGCUGGCGGGGAGACUUGCAUAUAUCCAGACAAGAAAUCUGAAGGCGUCAGACUUUCCUCAUGGCCAAAGGAAAACCCAGGAACCUGGUUUAGUGAAUUUAAGAGAGGCAAACUGCUCUCAUAUUUGGAUGUUGAAGGCAAUUCUAUUAAUAUGGUUCAGAUGACAUUCCUUAAACUACUGAGCUCUGCUGCUAGGCAAAAUUUCACCUACAACUGCCAUCAGUCAGUUGCAUGGCAUGAUGUGUCAUCAGACAGCUAUGAUAAAGCGCUCAGGUUCCUUGGGUCGAAUGAUGAAGAGAUGUCUUACGACAACAAUCCUUACAUCAAAGCACUCUAUGACGGCUGUGCAUCAAGAAAAGGCUAUGAAAAGACUGUGAUUGAAAUCAAUACGCCCAAAAUAGACCAAGUUCCUAUUGUUGAUGUGAUGAUCAAUGACUUUGGUGAUCAGAACCAGAAGUUUGGGUUUGAAGUUGGUCCCGUGUGUUUCCUCGGUUAAGAUUAAGACAGAGAACAGAAAAAACAAUUCAUGUUUCCUUGGUUACCACCAGCCCACUUCAUGCCACGUGCAAGUUUUGAUUAAGAAUGGUGUAGAAAAUAUGUCUUGCGGUGUAUGUAUGUAUUAUCUAGAAAAUAAUUGUUGCCCUUGUAGGGCCAGAAUCACAUGACUUAAACUUAUUUGAAAAACCUGAAAGACAUAAGGUACUGUGGCAGAGAUCGAAUAUCUAGGGUUGGUUUUAACCCCCCCUCGCUUUUCUCCUUCCCCUAUUUGGAUUCCUUUGGUGCUGUAAAAACAAACAAACAAAAAAAGUUGUGGUGCUUCUCUUCCAUCAAAAGAGGCUACAGAGGUGUGUCUAAUAAAUUGUAAUUAUUUUAUGUACAGUACUAUACUGUUUUUCUGUAUCCAUGUCCAAAACUUGCAUGUGUCCCUGAAGUGCAUUUGGCUCUCAUUUUAUGACCAUUCCCAAAAUACUGUCAAUAAUUACUGUGUAUGUAUUAUGAAAAAUAAAAAUGUAAUUUCCAGUGACUCCAAUUCCCUUGUUCUGAUUAAUAAUAAAAUCCCUUUGUACAUAUGGAUGUUGAAAAGCUCUACUAUUUGAUGUAGCCAACACACCCUCAGGUGGCAAAAACUGGAAGCCCUUGGGCAGCACAUUAACACCAACCCUACCCUGCUGGUAUUUUUUACCUUGCGAGGAAUUGCAAAAAAAACGAGUAUCCACUGAGGUGCUAUUUUCAAUGGUGCUAUAUUUCAGCCUUCCUUUCUUCUUUUCAGAAUUGAGGAUUUCAUAAAAAUACCUGUAUAUGCCUAAAAUGAAAAAGUUUAUAUUUUGGGGUGAGAGAAAUGUGUAGUAGGAAACAGGACUUAAUUUUAAAGCUAUCUGUUCAAGUCUUCGUGACAUAUAUGGAUAAUCCUCUAGUUUUCCCUCCUUGUAGCUCAUUUAAAUAUGUUUCCAGUAUGCUUCCUUGAACCAUAUAAAUAUUAAAACUGGAACUUAGGCAAUUAUUUAUGAAUUUGUGCAGUGUUUACUUAGUUCAUGUUCAGCGAUGAACAUUCUUGUACUGCAUUGGAUACCGAGUUGCAUUUCCCCAUGGUCUUAGGGCUCACCUGAUUGCCUAUAUGAUCAAUAGGAUAGUUCUAUAUUUUCAAGCUAAGGCCUUAGGUCAUGUGAUUCUACCUAGUGGUUCUAUCUAGUUGCUAAGCAACACAUGAGGGGACUUACCCACAGAGCUUAUUUUGGAACCUAAGCUGUUUUAAUUGACUAUCCACGUCUCAAGUUCGGUUUGUUUUUCCCUCUAAACUAUUUUUCUUCAGGUAGUUGGAAGUAAAAAUAAAAUUUCAUUUUACAAUCCAAAUCCUUUUGUAAUUAUUUUUCAUAAUAUAUGUAAGACUUGAAAAUAAAUGUUUGUUACUUUUCUUAUAUAAAUUGUUAAAUUAAUUGAUACCAGCUUCCACUGGCUGACUUUCAAAUGGUACUUUAUCAUGAAAGAGUAUACAUGUAAAACUGAAAUUUACAAAUGAGCAUAAUGUCAUUCAGAAUUUCUUUUAUUUUUGAAUCUGAAUCUGUAACUAUCACCUCAAGAGGGAAGAUGUGGAUUUUAUCAAUAAACUAAAGUCUUGUCUACCUGGA
This is a messenger RNA of Ornithorhynchus anatinus (platypus), 7389 nucleotides long. RefSeq names its product collagen type XI alpha 1 chain (gene COL11A1). Gene Ontology annotation, molecular function: extracellular matrix structural constituent. The transcript has 67 exons. The record is from RefSeq and is a predicted model, not a curated record. Lineage: Eukaryota; Metazoa; Chordata; Mammalia; Monotremata; Ornithorhynchidae. The coding region runs from base 339 to 5759 and encodes 1806 amino acids.